GCAAUCAAAGCUGAAAUUGCUUCUGCUGGGUCAGGUGGUAAAAGAUGUUUCUCCCUCCCCCUGGCAACCCAGGCAGCACUUCCCUUAGGGGCUGAUGACUGAACUGGACACCUCCAACCCUGGACACCAAACUGCAAGUAGGGGGGCUGGGACGAGAGAAAUGGCCAGAGUGCGUUAGAAAAACUGAGUUUGGAACUAACUACUGCUAAGACACCUUGGGGCAGGGAGAAGCGUCUUACCUAAUACAGUCCAUUUAUUAACUGCUGGCUUUCCCAAGGUCAUUCUGUUGCCCCUCUUUCCUCUCUGCCCGCUGCCCCAUAAAGUUCUUUGUUUUAAACCCCUGAACUCUCCAUCCCACUCAAAGCUAUGCAGCAUCAGUUGGUCUCCUAGUAACAUGCCUGUUAUCUAUAACCACCUCAUCACACCUCUCCCUAAUAAACCAGUCACAUCCUAUUCCCUGAGCCUGUCAGUUUUCCCAUACUCCAUGCUUCCCUUUGAAUCUCGUGCCUUACAGUCUCUCUGGUCACACCUUGCUCGGCUACAGAUGCUAACUGCAUUUUAAUCUUCUGUGCUGAUUUGAGUUUGCAGGUGUCGCCUGUCAGCUGCUGAGAAUCAGGGUUCUGUGAUUCUGUGCAAUGUAGUACAAACGUGCUACAAUGAGGCCAGACUCUGUGUGGCGGGUGGUAGAGAAGGGGGAAAUCAUUAGUAAUCCGGCAUCUCUCUUAGUCCAAAGGCAGGUGCUGCUACACCUACAGCCCGGAGGCUAGCGGGUUGGUGGAGCAGUUACUGCAGGAGUUUAGAAAAGGUGGCUGGGUGUUGGGAAUAUAGGACUAGUGAUAUUUGAAGGCAAUUAACACCGAGGUGUGACAGGAAUUAUUUAGGGCAGCACAAGGGGGGGACAAGGGGACCAAUUAUGAGCCAUGGGGUUGAAACUAAGCAAGGGAAAAGAUCUGGACAAACUCCCUGACAGUGCCCCAAGGAAGCCCUAUCUCUUGAGAUUUCAAACCCAGACUGCACAACAGCCUGCAGGGAUCGAUCCUGCCCUGGUAGGGAGAGGGGAUGGGGUGAUCUUUUUCAGCUCUAAUUCCUCCAUUAAAUCAGAUGGAUGAACAUGGUGAAAAACUACAUUUCCCAGUCUCCCCUGCAGCCCUGGGGAUAUAAGCAAUUGGAAGAUUUAAAUAGACCAGGCCUGAAGCAACCAACCUUUGGCAUAUAGAAUUCCCCUCCUCUUCUCUGUAUCCAUUGGCUGUUUAACCUUUUUUCUGGUGUUGGACUGGCUGCCCAGCCUGGCAUUAAUUUUUCUUCCAAGCUUGCUAGGCCCAUGAAGUAAACAGCCAUGUGCAUUCCUUGCUCUAUAUUUAACAGCUGCAGUCUGUGCUGGGGGAGAUUGAACAAGAAGGGAAUCUGUGUCGCUUACCAAAUUCCUCUCUCUGAAGGGGGGAGGUGGGGAGAGCUGAUUGGAAGGGGAGAGGGAUUUCUCUCCUGUACAGUUUUUUGAAAGCAGGUUUCAUUUAGGGAGACUCCACAAUGCCAGCAUCCCAAAGCCGGGCCAGAGCCAGAGAGCGGAACAAUGUCCUGAACAGGGCUGAGUUCCUCUCGUUGAACCAGCCCAUGAAAGGGAACCAGGAGACCAGGAGCUCCAGCAGAAAGCAGGGCAGCCAGUCUGGUCUGGCUCCCAUCCAAAACGAGGGCACCAAGGAGCGACGGCAAUCGCAGCAGCUUCCCGAGGAGGACUGCAUGCAGCUGAACCCCUCCUUCAAGGGAAUUGCCUUCAACUCCCUGCUGGCCAUCGAUAUCUGCAUGUCCAAGAGGCUGGGGGUCUGUGCCAGCAGCGCCUCGUCCUGGGGCAGCGCCCGCUCCAUGAUCACACUCAUCGGGAUCACAGGGCAUGGCGUACCCUGGAUCGGGGGCACACUCAUCUGCCUGGUGAAGAGCAGCACGCUGGCGGGACAGGAGGUCCUCAUGAACCUGCUGCUAGCCUUACUCCUGGACGUCAUGAUUGUGGCAGGAUUGCAGAAGCUGGCCAAGCGACGAGGCCCAUAUGAUGUCCACCCCGGCCUCUUGGACUAUCUGACCAUGGACAUCUAUGCUUUCCCAGCUGGCCACGCCAGCCGAGCUGCCAUGGUGUCCAAAUUCUUCCUCAACCACCUGGUUUUGGCCAUCCCACUCCGGAUCCUGCUGGUCCUCUGGGCCUUCUGCGUGGGGCUUUCCCGCAUCAUGAUUGGACGGCACCAUAUCACAGAUGUCCUGUCCGGCUUUGUCUUUGGCUACUUGCAGUUCAGGCUGGUGGAGUUGUUGUGGAUGUCUUCCAACACGUGUCAGAUGAUAAUAUCAAUCUGGUGAACACAAGAAUCCCUGACGGAAACUAGCAGACACUUUAAGAUUCUCUCUCUCAUUUUUUUAAAUAUAAUUCUUCAUAUUUAUUGGGAAAAAAUUAACUUCCAUAAGUAGUAGUAGUCUUUUUACUGUUGCUCCCCUGCCUGAAAAAAAAUGUUUCUUGCAGAUGGUUAGGCUUUAACAAUCAAGGGCCAGCCAUCACAGUAAUUUGGCCACUUUUUAAAAUCCCAUUUGGAUGGUAACCAAACUAAGAUAACAAAAUUAGUUCUCUUUGGAUGGUGCACAUCUGAUGCCCAGGUGUGUUCUCAGAAAACCUGUUAUCCCUUUGGGAUGUGUUAAUUAGCUUCUUGGAGGCAAAACGUUUUGGGGCGAAGUUCUACAGCGCUUUUUCUGUCUGCAAGCCCAACGAUUGUGUCUUGUACAGGGCCGGGCACACUGCCGGCACCUCACAGAUAAUAAAUAAUCAUAAAAGUUC
Molecule: messenger RNA, 2812 nt
Organism: Mauremys reevesii (Reeves's turtle)
Lineage: Eukaryota; Metazoa; Chordata; Testudines; Geoemydidae
Gene: PLPP7
Product: phospholipid phosphatase 7 (inactive)
Exons: 2
Coding region: 1528-2343 (271 amino acids)
Cellular component (GO): nuclear envelope
Molecular function (GO): sphingosine-1-phosphate phosphatase activity
Source: RefSeq, a predicted model, not a curated record